Molecule: messenger RNA, 2286 nt
Organism: Austrofundulus limnaeus
Lineage: Eukaryota; Metazoa; Chordata; Actinopteri; Cyprinodontiformes; Rivulidae
Product: ATP-binding cassette sub-family G member 2
Cellular component (GO): membrane
Molecular function (GO): ATP hydrolysis activity; ABC-type transporter activity; ATP binding
Source: RefSeq, a predicted model, not a curated record
CUGGGAGUCAACAUUUUCCUUGCUCUUAUUGUAGGAGCCAUUUUCUUUGGGGUCAAAGAUGAUCAGAGUGGCAUUCAGAACAGGAUGGGUGCUCUUUUCUUCAUUACAACUAACCAGUGUUUCAGCACCGUGUCUGCAGCCGAGGUCUUCAUCACUGAGAGGAAACUGUUUGUACAUGAAUACAUCAGCGGCUACUACAGGGUUUCUGUCUACUUCCUGUCGAAGAUCCUGGCUGACCUCACCAUGCGCACCGUCACUUCUGUCAUCUUCAGCGUCAUUGUUUACUUUUUGAUUGGACUGAAGUCCACAGUCGAAGCCUUCCUCGUCUUCACACUGACUGUGACUCUGGUGGCCUACACAGCCACAGCCCUCACCAUGGCCAUCUCAGCUGACCAGAGUGUGGUGGGUCUCGCCAGCCUCUUCAUGACCAUCACCUUUGUCUUCAUGAUGAUUUUUUCAGGCCUUCUGGUGAACUUACCCACCAUCAUGGACUGGCUGGCUUGGCUGAAGUAUUUCAGUAUUCCUCGUUACGGUUUUGCUGCCUUGAAGAUCAGUGAGUUUGUUGGCCUGAAGUUCUGCGAGGAGUCUGUAAACCAACGAGCCAAUGCGUCAGAAAUAAAGACCAACUGCGCUGCGAGCACAGCUGGCCAGAUAUGUAGCGGUGAGCAGCACCUGGACUAUCUGGGCAUAGAGUACAGCUCCUGGGGCUUGUGGGAGAACCACGUGGCUUUGACUGUUAUGAUGGUGAUAUUCUUCAUCAUCGCCUACCUGAAGCUCCGCUACAUCAAGAAAUUCACUUAAAAACACAGCUCUGAAGUCUUCCUUGUGUUUGAUAUAACUUAACAACAUUUUAGGGUAUAGUCCUAUUUGCCUUUUUAUGCAGUGACCACUCUCAGGGUUUUAAUGUGAAGGAGUGGGCUUUUUAUCUCAAAUAGAGGUUGAUGGAGGAUUUUCAAAAGCAAAUUCCAAAUCUUUAUAAAUCAGGACUGAUUUAUAAAGAUUAUGUGUUUGGUUUGGGGUAUUAAAAAGUAACAGUUUAAUAUUCAUACACAUUACAAGACAAGGCUGUCUUUAUUUUGCUGGUGACCCACUGAUCAGUACAGAUUCUUACCUGGUUGACAGAGUAUUUAAAGCUCAUGAUGAUGAUUGCAACAUUUCUCUCCUGAAUGGAAAAUUAUAAAUGAAUGUUUUAUUAUUUUCCCUGGUAAAUACAAUAUUGUUCUUUGAAAGUAAUAGUUUGAUCAACUGCCUGAGUUUUUUUAUAUAGUAUAUUUAAAGAUACACGUCUCCAAACUGUGAACAUAUCAGAAAUCUAUAAAACAACAUAUAUUUUAUAUUACAUUAUAGAGCAACAAAUGGUUUAAAUCUAAAGUUCAAAGAAGGAAAAUCUACUGUUUUACAGCUAACUUAUUAUUUGACACAAAUCCGUUAUGACAUUCUGCAGGAUUUCCAGGAUACACUAAAAAUAUAUUUUUACUAAAAUUUUGAUUUUUUUUCUUCCAAAUGAAUAAUGUAAAAGUUGAUCGUUUUAAACUUUUAUAAUACUUUUUCUCAGUGUUUGAAAAAAAAUGCUGACGUAAAAUUUACAUUUUCAUUGAAGUGUUACUGUGCUUGGCUGUACACAGACACUAAGUAACAGUAAGAAAAAAAAGAGAAUUGUCUCUAUUUUCAGGACACUUCUUUACUGUGCUGUUUAAAAUAAGAAAUGUUAAUGCUGUUUAUGUUCUGCCAAAGUAAAUUUAUUGCAACUACUGUAUACUGGAUUCAUGUUAUUAGCAAUAAUGUGCUCUAUAAAUAUGAAAAUCUAGUAGUUUGUUUUGAUCCGUAAGCUUUAUAUAUUUAGAGGGGCGUUUUUAACAUUUCAAAUCAACUGAAAAUAAAAAAAUCUAUGUAUUUAAUGUUAAUUUUCUCAUAAAAAACAACAACUAAAACCCUGAAAAUUAGGCUCACAUUCAGUAUAUAACUAACUAGAAUAGGUCCUGGUAAACAAAUAAAAUAGAUCCAGAUGUAUUUUAGUUGAAUAAAAAACUGACAUGUUUUAUUUUAUAUUUACACUUUAUUUGGCAAAACGGAUUUUAAAAAAGGCUUGUAAAUCAAAGUGAUUGAAUACAUAACAAUAAUAAUAAAAGCACAGGCUUCCUGUGAACACUAGAUGCACUCCGAAUCGAAGUUUGUUUCAAGUUACAAUAUGUAGCAUAAAUUUAUAAGCUGGUUAAUCUGAAGCUUAACAGAUGAGUAAAUAUGACAAAAUAGUCCACACUUGCAUCAGUGUUAAAAUUAUACAAA